Molecule: messenger RNA, 1561 nt
Organism: Cucurbitaria berberidis CBS 394.84
Lineage: Eukaryota; Fungi; Ascomycota; Dothideomycetes; Pleosporales; Cucurbitariaceae
Exons: 3
Coding region: 316-1203 (295 amino acids)
Source: RefSeq, a predicted model, not a curated record
UCUUCACAUCAUUAGAGACAUCCACCACUUCACUCGCUGGCCCGAGAUUGAGAAAAAGCUACGAGAAUGAACGUCGGCUGCCUCGCAACUUGGCUCCCGCAUUGAAGCAUGCAUGCCUACGCCGUCAGAACUACCCCAAGAGAUACCAAAGGCUUGUUACUAGAAGAGAAGGUGGUUCACAGGAAUAGUUUGCCUAGCUCUCGUUCUUCGUUCAUGGAGGUGGUGUUAUGGUCGAUCCGGCGAGAGGCUCACAAAAGGAAGACAGGAGACAUUGUAAGACCAAGGCAACAAAGCGUUGUGUGACGUGGUGAAAGGAUGAUCAAGAAAAUCGAAUUUGUGGAUUUAUCAAAAGAGUUCACUUGCGCUAGGCCCUUUAUACAACCUUCCCGAUAUUCACCAAACAAUUGUGGAUAUCAUAAUCCGCCUACAGUGUAUUUGACCCACCUUCUCGAGGACGCAUGGCCAACCAAGCCGUUCCAUAAGCUUCCCAGCAAACAUCGCUCUUCUGGCACAGAUAAGACAGAAACUUUCUACCGAGGUACAAAUAGCAGUCACGAUGCAGAACGACCGUCACGCUCGUCAAGCCGCGCUUCAUAUCAGGGCGAGGAAGAUAGCGAAGACACGUCAUGCAACUUGCCUAUUAGUUCACUACCUUUCCGCAUUAUCUACUCAGCUGCAACCCUUAGUAUGCCUAAUCCGGAACGCAAUCGGUAUUCUAAUAAAGAGUCGGCGAAGGUAAACGCAGGUCUCGAGUGCGGUAGUGGCGCAAUCUCGGGCUGCAUACCUAAGGAGUCAAACGCCAUGCUGACAACGAACACUCCUGCCCUCAAUAUUGAUUUUGGUCAGCUCAUGGUAUCCUCGAUAACUCCAGAACCCAGACUUGACACUAAAGAGCAGGUCCAUUGCAUGCUUCAUCCACCCCCUUAUGCUUUUGUUCACGGUGUAUUGUCAAUACAGUGGGUUCGAGGCGCAGUUGGUGAGGAUCACUUUGUCUUCCGCGAGAGCGAUGAGCGAUACGUACUGUCCCGGGCCUCGCAAUUGAGGUUGCGUGGUGCGGCGUUGGGGAUUCCCAUGUUGUAUAUGGAAUGGCUUUGCGGGAACAGCGAAGCCGUUAGUUCCACUGAGGCGGGCAUGUAUCUAACGCCUGAGCUCUUUGAAGAGAUCCAGCGAGAGGAGCUGGAUAUUCAAGUUUAUCCCGAGUAAUAGCCGGCCAGCAUCGCACUAAAGAGAACAGGGACUCGGUACAUCACCUACAACUACCUCUUCAUGCAUAACUUCUUUCCUCGGGUGUUCUAAUCACGCAGUAGCUGAUGCUGGGAGUCAUAUCUAGUGGUCUGCCUCUCUGUGUGAAUGUUUGUAUGCAAAGGCUCUCUUCGCUUUUCCUAUCUGCCAUCAUCAACUUGGAUCUGUCAUGUCACCUCAGUACUUCAUCGUAUGAUUUCGUCGGACUUUCUGAUUACCCCAUACUAUGUCCUUCUCCCCGGUGAAUAUAAUUUGCUUUAUGCUGUAAAGACAAUGAAAGUCUUCGACGUAUCUUCUGUUCUCUCCUCUAUGCCCUUUG